GCUGCAGCGACUCUGCAUCAGAAAUCAAACCAUCACUGAAUAGAGACUCCAUCUUAUUUUCUGUUUAUCAAACCUUUAUUCACCUCAGACUUCCUUCCUCUAUCAGAUUUAUUUUCCUUUUCAUUUUUCCGCUCCGUCCUACAACACUGGACCUGGAUCAGACCUCCUGGAGCUCCUGCAGAGACACCAUGAACCUCACCCUGCUGCUCACUGUGGACUGAGACCAGAGCGAGCCCUGCCUUCAGCCUCUCUUCACCAGUUAGUUUUGUCUGACCAGUCCGAUGGCCACCAGUCCCAGUGCCGCCCCCCAGUCCAGCAGCAUGGAGGAGCCCCAGCAGCCGGACCAGCCAAUCAGCAUGCAGCCAAAUGGCGAUGCCGACCCCUCCGCCAUAACUUCCCAACCAGCCGGUGUGGAGGAGCAAACUGUGACCUCGACCACAGAUGAUCCAGAGGCGGAGAAGGUGAUGGACCACCUGACGGUGAUCAGUGAGAGCACAGAGACCAGUAAUGGUGUAGCUCCAGUUAUGGCUGAAACAUCUCCCACAGCACCCUCUGUGUCGCCCAAGCUUUAUGCUAAGCCAGGAGGCCAUAUCGAUGGCCAUCCUCGCUUGGGCAGCCGGUCCGGCUCGAUAGCGGCGGGCUCACCCAGGCCCUCGCUUACCCGCCAGCCCAGUGCAAUCACAGAGUCUGCUGCGGAUGGAUCUAAGCCAAGAGACUACCUGAUUCUCGCCAUCUUGUCAUGCUUCUGCCCGCUGGUGCCCCUCAACAUCGUAGCUCUCACCUUCUCAGUGAUGUCUCGAAACAGUCUGCAGCAAGGCAACGUGGAUGGAGCUCGCCGUUUGGGCCGUAACGCCAUGGUGCUGUCUAUUGUCGCCAUUUUAGGAGGAAUUGCCAUCAUUGCUGCAGCCAUCGCCCUCAACUGGGGAUUAAUAUUAAAAUCCUGAUUAAAACCAGCCAGCAAGGUGAGACCAUCUUCACAACUGCAUCUAAACCAACACGCUACCGUUGAAGCACUACCGUUCUCCAGCACCUGCACCAGAUGAAAAACAACUAAAAUUCUGUUCCUGUUCUAUGCUGUUGUUUGUUCCUGCACGAUGAUGAGCAUGGUCUGCCUGACACUCUACCUCCAACCUCCAACACAAACUACCAACCCAAUCCCGAGAUCACAGCUAGAGAACAGGAUCCUUCCCCAGAUGCUCGUGUCAAUCUGUGGUAGCAGCUUAUCUCCUCUUCACAAUGAUUUCUUUCCCAUCCGUGAACAUGUGUUGUCAUGGAAACUGACAUUUGUCAGACAUUUGUCUCCAUGGAAAAUUGGAUUAUUCUGGUUUCUAAAUGACCGCAACGAAGUAAACUUGGGGUAACAUGAGUUUACACUUUGUUGUCCAAAAAUGUGGAACUCUGUCUCAGCUGAACUGAAACUAGAGGAUGGUGCUGCUGUGAUGCUUCAUCGUGAACUGAGGAUGAGCUGGGAUUCUUACUGUAAGGGCCGGAAAAAAAAGGAAAACUGGGGGUUCUGCACUACAAGAAAAUGGAGGAUCUGUUUCUUCAGACAAAAUGCAGCGAUUGAGUCUUUUCCAUCAGCUUCUGCAACUCAGCUGCAUCAUUUUGGUCAUUUUGUUCUUUGAUAUAUGACUAAGGUAAAUCUUCAGCAGUUGUAACAUUAAAAUGUGUUUUUUUUUCUGUCCCGCUGUUUUUGGAGGCAGUGAACUAACUAUGCUCACUCCACCGCUGCUUUUGCAUUGUGAGCUGAGCUGCAGUAACUGAUUCCAGGUCAGUUCCUCAGAUUCAGCCAUAUUUAAUUACUUUGUCUGACCACAGCGUCUCCACUUACCAGACAUAAAGUGAUGGGCAGAUUCAUAUUAUUCCGGGUGAUCUCCAGGACUUCUAUUAAUUUGGACAGUUAGGGUUACAUUUGCUCUGCACAUCUUGACUUGCUCUGAGUGUUCCCGACGUGGAUCAAUUUUUUCCUGCUGAUUGCUACUGUUCUCUCUGCAGCCUUUAACUUCAGCCUGCAGUUUCUUCAUUGGCUUCAUCUUUAUUGGCUUUGGAGAUACUUUAACAAUGCACAAACAAUCAAAGUUCCCUGUUAAAUGUUUAAGCGCUUAAAAAGUCAAGAUUUUCUAAUUUGUUCUUUGGUUCCACUUUCAGAAUCAGUACUCUAGUAACAUACCUUCCAGAGAGCAGACAUGUUUGGGCCAAAUCCGGGCUCGUUUUGACCUUUAUGGCUCAGUUGCAGCCCUGACAAGUGUUGUGUGGACCAGAUGUCAGUUGUUGGCCUGGACGUGGAUUAUGGCAAACAUUUUGUGGGCCAGAAGUGGUCCCAAUACAGAAAGCCUUUCUUUUGCCAAAGUCUAUGUGAGCCACAUGGGGUGAUCAUGUUGCUGAGUUUUGGCAGCCACAUUCACAUUUAAAUGCUGUAAGUCAAGGCCAAAUUUGGGCCAAACCUUUUUUUCUAUCUGGGCUGUCCCAAGAAAAUUAUGGUACUUAUCACAAGAUUUGUACCCACUCUAAUAAAACUAUGGUGUUUACAAAAAGUAUGGUACCUGUCACAAGAAAGCUAAAUUAGUU
Molecule: messenger RNA, 2568 nt
Organism: Melanotaenia boesemani (Boeseman's rainbowfish)
Lineage: Eukaryota; Metazoa; Chordata; Actinopteri; Atheriniformes; Melanotaeniidae
Product: trafficking regulator of GLUT4 1
Exons: 5
Coding region: 282-944 (220 amino acids)
Cellular component (GO): membrane
Source: RefSeq, a predicted model, not a curated record